AUGCGUGUCACAAUGGCUCUCUGCAACCGCACUCCCCUCAUCCGCUUCGUCGGCAAGCGUUCCGUCCCCAAGUCAAUUGAUCACUCCCCUCGCGUCCACCCAGCUUCUCCCACCGGCGCUCUCCCAGACUCAUUCGCCACUUACCGCGCCAAGGCCCAGCAACACGGCCCUCUCGGUCGCUCCUCCUUCAACAGCACCAUUGGCGGCCAGUCGGGCGCAUCCCUGGGCCCUGUCAAGCCCCAGGACGGCCAGUUCUUCGAUCGCACUGAGCUCCCUGCGCGCUUUGGCCGUCUUCCCUGGACUCAGGCUGAGAUGGAUGCUAUUGAGACUGGCGGCGCGAGCAUGUUCGCAUGA
Penicillium soppii is the source of this 354-nucleotide messenger RNA. Its product is annotated as alpha-ketoglutarate dehydrogenase subunit KGD4. The transcript is spliced from 2 exons. The coding region runs from base 1 to 354 and encodes 117 amino acids. Lineage: Eukaryota; Fungi; Ascomycota; Eurotiomycetes; Eurotiales; Aspergillaceae. The record is from RefSeq and is a predicted model, not a curated record. Gene Ontology annotation, biological process: 2-oxoglutarate metabolic process.